UAUGAUACACCAAGACAUAACACAGGCAGAAGCUGUGAACAAGUCUCUAGUGAAUGUGGACACCAGAGGGAAUGAUAUUUCAGCAUUUGUGAAAGCUAGAAGACACAGAAAGCUCCAGAGGAAAAUUUUCCCACACUCUGCUCUUUUCCGACAGUGGGGUGAUGACCUGACCAAGGCCCAGCAGAUCCAGGCCUUCAUGCUCUUCUCCCUGUAUGGUUACAAUGUUUACCUCAGUGACCACCUGCCCUUCAAUCGAGCCAUCCCAGACACUCGUUCCCACAGGUGUCUUGAAAAGAACUAUCCCCCACGACUUCCAACCCUCAGUGUUGUUAUCACAUUUAUGGAUGAAGCUCUGUCCAUUUUACAACGGACCAUUACCAGUAUCAUCCAUAGGACCCCUUCUCACCUGCUGAAAGAACUCAUCCUGGUGGAUGAUUUUAGCUCAAAUGGGGACCUAAAGGCAGAUCUAGACAAAGAGAUGCAGCUUUACAACCUCAAGCACCCUGGGCUGCUGACACUGAUACAUCACACUGAGAGGAAAGGGAUAGCCCCUACUCGCCAAUCUGGAAGUCAAGCUGCCACAGCGGAUGUAGUGGUCUUCUUGGAUGCUCAUACUGAAGUGAAUAUUGAGUGGUAAGAUACUGUGGCAGAACCCAUCUUAUCUAGGAUCCAGGAAGACCACAGUGUAAUUGUGUCACCUAUAAUCGACAACAUUCUUUUUGAUACCUUGGAAGUGGAAGAGUAUCCAUUGAUGUCCAUUGGGUUUAACUGGAGACUGUAUGGCUGUUAUGACUAUCAGUCAGUCAGCCUGAAAGAUGACAUUGUACCAAUAAAGAGUCCUGCCAUCAGGGGCAUCUUUGCUGCCAGCAGAUUGUUUUUGGAGAAGAUUGGGUUCCUGGAUACUGGGAUGCUGUUUUAUGGAGGAGAAAAUGUAGAAUUGAGCCUGAGGGCAUGGCAGUGUGGAGGGAGAAUUGAGAUCUUACCAUGUUCUUGGAUUGCUCAUCUUCAACGAGCCCAUAAACCCUAUUCUCUGAUUAUCUUACCCCUCAUGAAACGCAAUGCUCUUCGUGUGGCUGAAAUCUGGAUGGACAAGUACAAAUACAUGGUCUAUUUAGCUUGGAAUCUGCCUCUAGAGAAUCAUGGAAUAGACUUUGGAGAGGUGUCUUCCAGGAUAGAACUCCGCAAGAAACUGAAGUGUAAUAGUUUUGAGUGGUACCUCAGAAAUAUUUAUCCAAAUCUGAUGCCACUUCAGAACAUUGUUGGCUAUGGAGCUAUGAAAAAUUCUGUGAAUGAAAAGAUCUGCAUGGACCAGGGAAACAUCCAAGGAAACAUACCAGCCAUGUAUAAUUGCAAUGGGUUCAGACAACAGUUUAUAUACUACCACUUAACUGGAGAACUCUAUGUUGGACAGCUAUACGCAGAAACGUAUUCAAGUGAUCUAUGCCUGGCAGACCCUGGAGAAGGAUGGAGGCCAGAAUUAGUGGCAUGCCAAAAAGCAACAGUGAAAAAGUUGAACAUGUAUUGGGAUUUUAAGCAGGGAGCCUCGAUCACCAACAGGGACACCAAUCGGUGCUUAGAAGUCAGUAAACGUUCCUCAGGUUCCCAUAUCCUUGUUCUCCAGAAAUGCACUGGACAAAGAUGGACUAUCCAACAUACUAUCAGAAAUUGGGGGGUCUCAAAUGCCCUCAGUAAAAAAGGAACUGGCAGGUAACAACAUGAGGGACCCUGGAUCUGUGGAUACA
Phascolarctos cinereus (koala) is the source of this 1742-nucleotide messenger RNA. Lineage: Eukaryota; Metazoa; Chordata; Mammalia; Diprotodontia; Phascolarctidae. The record is from RefSeq and is a predicted model, not a curated record.